AUGCCCUAUCGCGAGCCCACUGAGGAGGAUGUGGCCAAUGUUCUCGAAAUUCAAGGCUGUACUGACCCAGUGAUUUUUGCGGCCUGUCGCGCCAUCGAUAUGAUUCGCACUUUUCUCAAGCACAAGCCAUUUAACCGUGUCAUGGUCGCCUAUUCCAACGAGUACCAGUUCUUUGAGGAUCAUGUUCUCCGCUACGAAGUCGCCUUCAUCGACUUCUACAAUGGACUUUGCGACCGCCUUGAGAUUCGUGGCAGUGUCUUAGAGACUCACGAAGAGGCCAGCGAGCUGGAGGAGGAGAACUGA
Molecule: messenger RNA, 303 nt
Organism: Caenorhabditis briggsae
Lineage: Eukaryota; Metazoa; Nematoda; Chromadorea; Rhabditida; Rhabditidae
Exons: 3
Coding region: 1-303 (100 amino acids)
Source: RefSeq, a predicted model, not a curated record